AUGUCGGGGUUCUUGAAGGCCGAAGUUGCCCCAGGAAGCGAAGCGCAAGACUUGGAAGCUACGCAGAGGCGCCUGAGACGCGCCCACAGGCGGACGAUGUUGCCGACCUGGCUUUUGACGGGGCUGACCCUCGCCUACGUUCUGUUCGAGGGAGGGCGUUUGCUCUACGAGACGACGUUGCAGCAGUGGUCGGAGGAGGCUAUUUUGCACAUCGAUAAGGAAAUCUUUUUCCUCCACGACUUCGCCGCUGGAUUUUAUUCUCUCGCCGAGCAACUGACUAGCGACUAUUGCUUCUUGAACUUCAUGGACGCACGAGACCCGCCGAUUGCGCCCACAGCCACGCGGGAACAAAUCCACGCGCUAGUCAGUGUCUACGCCCCGUCGUUCUGCUCCUGGAUCAAAGAUUUGUACUUCUUCGAAGAGCCGAUCCCAGGCACCUCGGACUCGUCGACCGCUCAGCUGCUGAACACGACCUAUGUCUGUGGAGAGCGCUUUGCCGACUUGGUGCGGCGAAUCAACGGCGACAUGAUGGACCUCGUGCACAAUUACACCAUAGUCAAGAUGCAACUCAUUGAAAUGCUCGUGCCUCUCGUGGAGAAUCCGAACUGGUCGCCUCAUCUGUUAUGCGACUUGGACUUCUCCGCUGAGGACCUAUGGACUUGUUCGAACGGGCUCAGCGCCCUCGAACAACUGAGGAACCAGCUGUCGGGAUAUCUGGGCAGGGAAUGGCAUCUCUACUCUCCGAUUCUCAGCAUCGUCAUUGUCUUCAUCUUGGCCACGCUCUUCUUUGCCAGGCGGCAUGCAUUCAAAGGCGUCUUCCACGCACGCUUCGAAUGCUUGUGGGCGAUGCUCCAACAAAUCGAUCAGGUUCUCCAGCGAAGACUCGAGAACAUGGUGGUGAUUAUGCAGUCGGUCAUUGACGACCGCAUGAUUGGGAGGCUGAAAGUCGUCUCCGGCAUUCAGAGUUUGCUUCUGUCCUCAGAGUCUCCGUUUUACCGGGUCAUGGAGCACUGCACUUUUGACCUAAUCGAAGGUCUGAGCCUGGCCUCCCAGUACGUUAAACUGGAGAUGCAAUCCUCCACCGAAAGCCGAGAAAUGGUCAACAUUCGCCUCAUGCUGGACGGCUGUAUCCAAGUGUACAAGAACGAGACGCGAGCAAAUGGCACCUCGAUCACUUGCUGCUACGCCCCCACGGUGCCCACCGCCCUCGCGAUGGACAAGCUGAGGCUGAGGACGGUGUUGCUGCAGGUUCUGCGUUUCGCGCUCCUGGAAGGAAAAGUCUUGCAUGCGGAAGUGAAGCUUACGGCGAAGAAAGUGUUCCUCGGAAAAACCCCGCCCCCUAUCGAGACAGAGAAGCGAAACGACCUGAAAAACUUCGACACUCAGAUCAGCAUCAAAUGCAAAAUGGAAGGCGCUAUAACCUUCACGGCGUCCGAACUCCUCGAUUCGGCUUACCUCCGCGUGAGGCGAGGAAGGGGCAUUGCCUUCAUCUACGCGCGAAAGGUGCUUCGGGAACUGAAUGGUGACAUCACCAUCACGACAACCGACAACAACGAAGUGAUCUACGACCUCUACUUCCAAGCCAUGGGUCGGUUCCACGUGAAGGACUUCCAUGUCGCGUUUGGCACUGUGAAGAACGCGGUGGCGCUGACCAUGAAUGUCCAGCAAGCGAAGGGAUACUCACAGUUGACGGCUGUUGCGGACUUGGUCGGCGUGAAGGUGAUUCACGUGAACUCCGUCGCCGAAGCAGCCGAGCAAAUGCUCUCGAAUCGAGGCCACCGCAUCGUCGCCGUCUUCUUCCGGGAUCCCGGAGACAGCCACGCCUUCCGGCAGUCGAAGAUCGUCCCGAUCGAGGAGCCACUGACCGCGUCGGAUUGCGUCACUGCCAUGGCCAUUGGCGCCGCGUCCUUCAUCGCGAAUCGUCAAGGCUCGAAAGAGCUUCUCCGCAACCUUUCUUACGGACGGCGCUCGUUCUGGGAUACGCUCGUGACAGCUUUUUCUACCAAUAUGACGCGGCUCGGAACGGGCGACUCCGCCGACAGCUUGAAGGCCUCCAGCAUGAGCUCGUUGGCUAGUCACGAUUUGGAGAGGAUCUCUGAGCCGCCCGUGGUGCGGUUCCAUGACCCAGUCGCCGACAGGCUGUUUCGCCGAGUCUCGAAUGUGCCCAUACAAAACAAAUAUUACGCCUACUUUGUCGCCGGCAGAAUCAACGAGGUUGGUUUCGCCACAAACGUCAUCGAUCUCUACAAGAAUAUGGUGCUGGACCAGCGUGUGUACAAGUUACCUGAGGAAAAGAACAUGAGUUUCUACGAGUUAGCCCAGACCCGCGCCUAUCUUUUCGAAAGUGGACAAGCAAAUGAAUGCCUAGGGGCAGAUUACCACGAGGACUACUUGGGCAAGCUUCUCGGAGCACAGAUUGAUCCGAUGGAUACUACCGCCUUGGUCAAAAAAGUCUACGAGGAUUUCGAGGUGAAACCCGAAAUCAAGGUCCCAGAAGAAGAAGAGACAAGUGGAAACGACGACGAACUGCCAACCGUGGAACGGACAAUGGAGGAGUACAAAUGGGGCAACAUCCCUGAAUACACAGUGCCGAACUGUAUCACGACGAGUGUUGCAAGGAUGGACGCAGUCUUGUGCCUGGCGCCAACCGUCGCCUCUGAGGCAAGGCUGAACCAGUACAGAGAAAAUGCUCCAACGAUCGCUGUCGAGUUCAUCUUCAGCUGGGACUUCGACAUCUCUAGCCUCCAGCAGGAGACCGCUGCGAAACUGGCUUACGAGUUGCUGAUUUGGUGUGCAGAUAAAGCGCAGAUCAGUGUUCCCCGGGAGACAUGCGAGAAGUUCGUCCUUUCUGUGCAGCAGAACUAUUUUGCCAUGCCUUUCCACAACUUCAAUCACGCGCUGCAUGCAGCCCAGGCAGUGAUUUUAAUUGCAAAGGAUCUGUCUUUUCAGCAGUGGUUCUCUUACGAAGACAAGUUUAUAAUUAUGCUAGCGGCGCUGGGUCAUGACAUCGGUCACCCCGGUGUAACGAAUGAGUUUCUGAUUAGCAUGCGGUCGUUCACGAGUAUUUUGUUCAACGAGACGGCUGUCUUGGAGAAUUACCACACUCUGCUGUACAUGGAUCUUUUGAAAAAUCCCGACCUCGACAUUUUGAAGAUGCUGCCUCCCGAGAGCGUCCAGCGCGCACGGCAGAGAAUCAUCGCCGCCAUCUUGGCCACUGAUCGCGCGUUAGACAUGAAGCUCAUCGACCUUCUGAACGACGUAAAAAGCAGAAACGAGAAAGUGCCUGUCCCUGCAGCCCUCCUCGAUCCGAACAUCCGCGAUGCCUGCCUCCUUCACGCGGCUGAUCAUGCGCUGUCUCUCCUCAACUUUCCACUUCAUCGGAAGUGGGCUGAGAAAAUGGUGAUUGAGAUGCACUUCCAGAAUACUAUGGACGAAGCCUUGAAACUGCCCAAGAGCUAUUGCAGCCUCAGUAGAUUGUCAGAAGCAACCCUCGCUGGAUCGCAAGUGACGAUGAUAGACACACACUACCUGCCAUUCUUUAGCACCCUCGCUUGGUAUUUCCCGGGCGACCUCGACAUGCGAGUUGCGGUGAUGAAAGCCAAUGCCGCGUUCUGGCAACAUCUUCGAGAUGAAGAAAUGAGGAAAACUGUCGCCUUGAAUGACAAUCCGGAGCAAGAAGAUUGGCGAAGUGCGAAAUUGCAAGUGAUCUCCAGUAAAUUCGUUGAGAAUAGGGAGAAAAUGCACCAGAAAGCGGCAGAAAUCAUGCAGGCUGAGCCGAAAGAUGUCUUCUUUGACCCGUACCCAAUGACGGUGGAUGACAGUGGCAGCGAUGGCGAAGCUGACUCCUUCGCGAAGAGAGUGAGGCAUGAGAAAGCCGGAUUGGGUGGCUACACUGUAGACAGCAAACGUCGACCGGCUGAUUCAUCCAGUCCGGUGGAAGGACCGGAAGCAGACGCGAAUGCUCGUGUUUCGGCAGAAGAGUCCAUGAAAACGGACCAAACGCCUCAGCCAGAGAAAAAUGUGCAGCGCCAUUCCACUUCAGGCCUAGGACGCGCCAGUAGCGUGGGCUCGUCUCCGUCUCGGCGGGCGAGCUUGCGCGCGCGUUUCGCUGAUGAGGAUUUAACCAGUUGUGCAAGGUUGCAUCCUGUUGUGGAUGCCGGUCGCGUUUCUGCACAUGACGCCACACUUCGAGACGAGCACAGCGCAGAAGCAAGUAGAGGAGCGAGCGAAAGUACACAGCGGUUCACAGACAGCACUGAUCAAAACGCGAGAAUAGGAGACGACGAGAAGGAAUCCGUAGCAGAUGAAAGGGUCGGCGAUCCCGAAAAAACACCUGAGAACCACGAUCCUCCCACAGUUUCACAGUCAGACGACAAACACCAGAGGCAUACCGACGUCUCAGCUUUACUCCUAGGAGAGGAAGAUCACGUAGAGAGCCGACGUCCUCGUUCAGCGCGGUCUCACCCAGAGGCGGUAGCGGCUUCCACGUUGCCUGGCCCGAGGAGUGGAGCGGAUCAAGAGGAUGCAAACCAGGGAACGGAGUCUGUUUCGAAAGAUCAGGCGUCAUCUGGCACUUGCCUGAAACGAGUCGAAGCCUCUCAAGAUGAGGCGACGGAGAGGCACGCCAAUGGUGAAAACAUGGAUACAGACGAAACGCCCGCGUUUGUGUUUGACGAAGUCUCCGGUUUCUUUUAUGACCAGCAAGGUUAUGUGUACGACCAACAGGGAAACCUCAGAGGCUACGUGGACGGGAACGGAGCCUUCCAGGCUUAUUCAGAGAGUGAAUUGCAGUAUUACGCUGAAACCAUGGGAAGAGGUGAAGACCAAAAACAGGCUAGUUACGUUUCUCCAGAGGGUCAGUGGGUGCCCUCCUCCGAGUUCGGUUCCUCAGAUGCAAAUCAGACUCCUGAUCACGGUUCAUCCACAUGA
Molecule: messenger RNA, 4929 nt
Organism: Neospora caninum
Lineage: Eukaryota; Apicomplexa; Conoidasida; Eucoccidiorida; Sarcocystidae
Product: calcium/calmodulin-dependent 3',5'-cyclic nucleotide phosphodiesterase
Exons: 24
Coding region: 1-4929 (1642 amino acids)
Biological process (GO): signal transduction
Molecular function (GO): 3',5'-cyclic-nucleotide phosphodiesterase activity
Source: RefSeq, a predicted model, not a curated record